CACUGCAAAAAAUUGUGGCCCGCCAAAAUAAAAGAAAACAAUAGUUAAGUUUAUUUAUUAAGCAAGAAUAAUGAUGAAAAGCGAACCGAAUGCGGACAAGGAAGAUGAGGCGGAGGUGCCACCACCCACCACCGCGAUUUCGGGUCACAUCCAGGCCAUCGGCAAGGACACAGUGCACAAAAUCUGCUCGGGACAGGUGGUUCUCAGCUUGGCAGUGGCCGUCAAGGAGCUGGUGGAGAACUCCAUAGACGCGGGUGCCACGCUGGUGGAGAUCAAGCUGAAGGAUCAGGGCCUGCAGGGCGUGGAAGUCAGCGACAAUGGCAGUGGCGUGGAGGAAGCGAAUCUGGAGGGCAUGACGGCCAAGUACCACACCUCGAAGAUCCGGGAGUUCGUGGACCUGCUGGGCGUGGAAACAUUCGGAUUUCGCGGAGAGGCCCUGAGUUCACUUUGUGCCUUGUCGGAUAUGGUUAUCCAAACGCGGCACAAGUCCACCGAGGUGGGCAUCAAGGUGGAACUAGACCACGAGGGCCGUAUCAAGAAGCGUUCUCCUUGUGCCCGUGGCGUUGGCACCACCGUCACCCUGUCCAAUCUAUUUUCUACUUUACCCGUUCGUCGCCGUGACUUCACCCGCAACAUCAAGAAGGAGUUCACCAAGAUGUGCCAGAUACUGCAGGCCUAUUGCCUGGUCACCAAGGGUGUGCGCAUCUUGUGCAGCAACCAGACGCCCAAGGGCGCCAAAACUGUGGUGCUGCAAACGCACGGCGAUCAGGAGGUCAUGGCCAAUAUAUCAGCCAUUUUUGGGGCUCGCCAGGCGGCGGAUCUGGUGCCCCUGAAGUCGCCUUUCGGGCAGGGACAACUGAGCGAGGCGGGACUGCGGGCAGAUCUCGAGUCUUCUGUAGAUGCAGCCGAUACAACUUGUCCGCAAAUCAGUGCCGAGGAUGUGGAGCGACUGAAUCAAGCGGACUUCCAAUUGGAGGGCUUCAUUUCCAGCUGCCGACAUGGCGCUGGGCGUUCUAGCAGAGAUCGGCAGUUCUUUUUCGUCAACUCAAGGCCCUGCGAUCCCAAGAACAUAGCCAAGGUGAUGAACGAGGUGUACCAUCGCUAUAAUGGCCAACAGCAGCCCUUCAUCUACCUAAAUAUUGUCACGGCGCGCUCCGACGUGGAUGUGAAUCUCACGCCCGACAAGCGACAGUUGUUGAUCAACAACGAACGGAUUCUCCUGCUGGCUCUGAAGAAAUCCCUGCUGGACACCUUUGGCCAAACACCAGCUACAUUUCAAAUGCAAAACACCACCAUUGUGAGCAUGCUAGAGCCCAAAGUGAAGCUGGAAAUAACUGAAUAUUCCGAAGAAUCUAUUAAGAAAGAAAUGAGUGAAGAGACACCCGAUGAAGAUGUUCCCAUUAGUUCAUCGCAGAGGUUCAUGGAUGUGCUCACCCAGUGGCGACGCACUGGCGAUACAAAAGGUACGGUGCCUUCAGUUCCUGUCAAGCGCCGAUGCAGUGAGACCGAGGAGUUGGCCACGCGAUCCUUUAAAAUGCAAAAGAUUCAUAGUUUUCUUAGCCAAGAGUCGCCUAAGGAGCAGAACUCGAAAUGCGAUUCGGAGUCUGAAGGAGCGAGUGACAAUGAAAAGAUAAAGGAAAACAAGGAGAAGGGCAACCUGGAUAAUAGUUUCCUUAACUUAAAAGAGCUGGCUAAGGAGUCCGAAGCCUAUGAUCUUCUGACGCAACCAGCUAGGAUUCCUCGCAUUGAUUGCAAGGUCCUUACGCCGGUUAAAAGUCAACGCAGUAUUGCCGAGUUCAAGAUUAACUCGAUGGCACUGCCCAAAAAGGAGUCUCCAACAGAUAUCGCACCAGAUCCUCCUAGUUCUUCUCAGUUGACCGAGGAAACAGAUACGGCCAGCGACGAUGAUGACCACAUUGAGCUGCCCACACGCAUUGAGUUUGAUGAACAGGUGGAGGAGGGACCGCCUGCCAAUUUCUCAAGCGGAGAGUUGACUACCACGCUGGAGGAGAUCGCGUCUUCUUUAAAGGCCCAUGAGCAGCAGCAGAGGGAUCGCAGGGCCAGGGCCAAACUUCAGCGUCUGCGUUUCAAGAGCGAAAUUAAUCCGAACCAAAACAACAACGCUGAGGCGGAAUUGCAGCGGGAAAUCGGGAAAGAAGACUUUGCCCGCAUGGAAAUCAUAGGACAGUUUAAUCUUGGCUUUAUAAUUGUCAAACUAGAGGAUGAUCUCUUCAUCGUGGAUCAGCAUGCCACCGAUGAGAAGUACAACUUUGAGACACUGCAGCGCACCACUCAGUUGGAGUAUCAGCGCUUGACAGUGCCCCAGAAUCUAGACCUGACGGCGGUAAACGAGAUGGUGCUUAUAGACCACCUACCUGUCUUUGAGAAGAACGGCUUUAAGUUCGAAAUAGAUCACGAGGCUCCUGCCACGAAGAAGGUGCGUCUGUUGGGCAAGCCGCAUAGCAAACGGUGGGAGUUCGGCAAGGAGGACAUAGAUGAACUCAUCUUCAUGCUGCAAGAUGCGCCCGAGGGCACCAUUUGUCGUCCAUCCAGGGUGCGAGCUAUGUUCGCCUCUCGAGCGUGCCGGAAAUCCGUGAUGAUUGGCACAGCUCUGAGCAGGAACACAACGAUGAGGAGACUCAUCACGCAGAUGGGGGAAAUCGAACAGCCUUGGAACUGUCCUCAUGGACGUCCCACCAUGCGUCAUCUCAUAAACGUCACAAUGCUUUCGGGCAAUGAGGAUGAUGAGGAGGAAGCUGAUCCGGCUCCAAUGACGCCAGAAUAGCUUUAAGAAAUAGCAUGUUUCAGAAGCACUAAUAAACAGGAUUCCCUUCCGCCAAAUUCCUUUUGGAUAAAGCUGCCGAAAAGGAUCGGUUAUCCCUGGCCUCCUUAGAUCCACAGCGGACCAAU
This is a messenger RNA of Drosophila subpulchrella, 2910 nucleotides long. It is a transcript of the gene Pms2, whose product is annotated as mismatch repair endonuclease PMS2. NCBI's taxonomy places the organism in Eukaryota, Metazoa, Arthropoda, Insecta, Diptera, Drosophilidae. The record is from RefSeq and is a predicted model, not a curated record. Gene Ontology annotation, cellular component: MutLalpha complex. Gene Ontology annotation, molecular function: ATP-dependent DNA damage sensor activity; ATP binding; mismatched DNA binding. Bases 71 to 2785 code for a protein of 904 amino acids. Gene Ontology annotation, biological process: mismatch repair. The transcript is spliced from 9 exons.